UAGCCAAUAAGGAUCUUUCCCUCCAGAUGGUGAGUGACGUCAGACUCAGUGGGUUUAGUCAUCAGUAAUGGUUCAUUCAGGACUCUGAAGCUUUUGUACUCUAUUUAUCUCAGCACAGAGGACUCAGGGUGGGAAACUCAGACAAGCUCUAAACUCAUACUGACUUACAAAGACAUGACGCGAGUCCCAUCUGUUACAUCUGGAGUCCGGGUAGUGAUAGAAGAAAAGACAUAACAUGAAAAUUUUUGAACAAUUUAACAAUAUAUUCCAUCCAAUAAAAUCUUCAGUGUAAAAAUUUAAAUUAUCGAUAAAAUGAACUACCACAUUAGUGAAAUAAAUUUUUUACCCUCAGCAAUGGCUAAAUAGUACAGUUGCUGUUCUAUUAUAGGUGGAUUCCUUACAAGAUAUAUUCAAUAACAAUGUAGAUUAUCAGGAUUAUUAGAAUAGUGUUGAAAUAUGAGAUUUGAGAUGAGAUCUACAAAAACCUCAGAAUUACAAAUGAAGAUUUUUAAAUCAUGUUAUUACGACCUGUUGAUAAGGAAUAACAGCAAAAAUGUGACACCUUGUAUUGAAAGUGUAUAUUAAGUGUGUGCAGGAAGAAGGGUAGCGCCCUCAGGGACAAUAUAGGAGACAGUGUAAAGUCGUCUCAAACGAUUAGCCUGUAGGAUAUAUUAGCAUGUGAGUAGGCACACUUCUAUUGUUUCUGACUCAAUCUUUCAAUAGUCAGAGUGUGGGAAAUCUCAGGAGGGAAGCCUCACAGUCUAUCGUCAUCAAUGUCUUAAACUCCACCACACACUGGAUAUUUGGGUGCACAAAUGGGAGUAGACACACUUAUUCACUUAUGAGGGUGAACGUUACCACACAGUUUUCCUGGUGACAUUAGCAGAGAAUCUGUAUAAACAUACUAAAAAGUGCAUUAGAAAGCAAUUAGAAUAGCUAAAGAUAAUACAAACAGUGAUGCAGACAAAAGUAGAGAUAAUAUUACUGUAAAGCUUGGCUUUAGCUAUAGGUUUAACAGAAAACUAUGGGUGAGAACCAGUGAUUAUCUUUGGAUAUAUAUUACGGUGGUUUUGCUUUUAAAAAUUAAUCUAACUUAACAAAUAACACAGCAUAUAUCCCAUUAUAUCCCAUUAAAAUAAAUGUUGACUCCACACGUGUGAGCAGUGAUGAUGAGCGUGUGCUCUGUCAGUGACAUUGAUCCCAACACCAGGCAGCAGAUCUGCUCUCUUUACAGGGUCACUACUUUCCCAGAUUCACACAGUGUUCUGUGAAUCCAUCUCCAUCACCCCACCCCUCCACCUGCUCCCCUGAGACAUGGACAUUGUCCACUGCUAGAAGAACACUGAGCAUGUGGCAGCCCUACAUUCCUCAUUGUGUGUCCAAGCUCUCCCAUUGGCUCCAAACUGUGAGAAACUCCAACAAGCCCAAGACCCACACAUUCAUAUGGAGAUUUGGGAGUAUAAAUAGAGGAGAUGCAGCCAGUACAAAUCACACUCUCUACACAGAGAGAUCUACAGCACAGAGACACAGCCAUGGCACCAACCAUCACUUCUGCAAUGACCAUCUCAAAUGAGCACCUACCUCUAAACAACAAGCUGAGGAAGCCGAUGGUGGAGAAGAUGCGCAGAGAUCGUAUUAACAGCAGCAUUGAGCAGCUGAAGUCUCUCCUGGCUCCAGAGUUCCUCAACCAGCAGCCUGACUCCAAACUGGAGAAAGCAGAUAUCCUGGACAUGACAGUCAGCUUAUUGAGACAACUGCAGCAGCAGCCUGCAUUAUCCUGCAGUUCAGCAGCUGUCAAUCAAGGCUUCUCCAGAUGUGUCCAUGAGGUUGCCCACUUCCUGUCCAAAGAAGAGGUGAAGACACAGAGUCAGAGAAAACUGCUGAACCACAUCCAGAACCUGCAGCCAUCUUCAUACGAGAAGAGGAGGGAAAGUGUCCUGCCUCAGCUGAGCUCUACAGAGCAGCAGAUCAUCAGCAAAGACAAGAAUGCAGUUAAGAGCUCCCUCUGGAGGCCCUGGUAAAGGGAAGAUCAAGACUAAAAAUGAAAAGCUGGAAACACAAGUCUAUGUGGACUGUUUGGUUUUCUUUCAAUUUCUAUGUGAGCAGGAUUAUAACUGAGUUGUUAAAACUUAACAUUUUAUUAUUGUUUUAUGAUCUAUACCUUUCUAUUUUGAGAAAGAUUCUGAAUGAAGAUGCUUGUAGACUCCAGUUAGGAGCAAUGUCAAGAUCUGCAGUCUUGACAAUGCAUGUUUAUGUUAAUAUAAAUAAUCUUGAUUCAUUGUUUUAAAUUCACAAAACGUCCUUUACAAUGCUGUUUCCAUUUUAGGAGAAACACUGAAUGUAUUAUUCUAUAUUAGAUCUAAUAUUUGUAUUAUCUUUUUGAAUUGACAAAAUUCUGUUGGUUUUUGAUCAAGCCUGAUCACAUUUUAGUGAGCUGGUUGGCCAAUUUUACUGGAAAAUACAGUAUUAUGUAUUUUCUGGUUAAAUACACUAUAUUUCUAUAUUGAAGUAGAAAAUAUAUAAACAUUAAAUGCCUUCUAUGAAGAUGAUCACAUUCUGGUUAAUACAGAAUUAUUCAGUUUUAAUUUUCCAUUUAUUUGAAAUGGGAUUAUAGUGUUUAUCAAUAUGUUGCAUGUUGAUUGCCUAUUUCUCAUACAAUUUGAGAAAUUUUACGUUUUUUCCCCCCUUAGCCAAUGUUUAUUUUGUACCUUUUGCAUGGUACUAUUAAUUAUGAAACAUGCAUUUUGCCCUUGACAGUAUCUGUUGAGACACUUUCUAUUUAAUUCCCAUUUAUUUAUUUCUUUUGUGAAAUAUCAUCUUGAUCUGUUCAUAUUUAACAGACUUUAGUUGUUGGAAAGGUUUCCUGUGUCUUUUGUAAAGACAAAUUGUUUAAACUUUGCUCUAUUAUGAGCACCAUGUGUGUUGAAGAAUUGUUCAAGUGACUGUUGUGAUACAUUAUCACAUAUUAUAUUACCUUAACUCUAACACAAAAGUGCACCAGAAAUAAAAAUGAAAAUAAA
Messenger RNA from Ictalurus punctatus (channel catfish), 3020 nucleotides. RefSeq names its product transcription factor HES-5. Gene Ontology annotation, cellular component: nucleus. The record is from RefSeq and is a predicted model, not a curated record. The transcript is spliced from 2 exons. The coding region runs from base 1473 to 2021 and encodes 182 amino acids. Gene Ontology annotation, biological process: anterior/posterior pattern specification; regulation of neurogenesis; regulation of transcription by RNA polymerase II. Lineage: Eukaryota; Metazoa; Chordata; Actinopteri; Siluriformes; Ictaluridae. Gene Ontology annotation, molecular function: protein dimerization activity; DNA-binding transcription factor activity, RNA polymerase II-specific; RNA polymerase II cis-regulatory region sequence-specific DNA binding.